AAUCAGGGAUGGGGAAUCUGGCCCUCUGCAUGUUGUGUGACUACAACUCCCAUUGUCCCCUGGCAUCCUUCUUGGGGCUGAUGGGAGUUAGAGUGCAACAACAAUAUCUGGAGGGUCACAUCCCUGCUUGAAAGGUUUUCAGAUGAGUUUAUAUCCAUAGUGCAUACAUGCAAUGUCUCCUUCAUGAAAUGUCCAGGAAAUAUGUGUAAAAGUUAAAACUACAUGUUCCAAAAUCCGUAUUUCCUGGGUAAUCCUGGUGAUGACAUGUUGGGUAUUUGUAGGGGAAAAUGGAGAGCCUACACCCCUCCCUUUAUCCUGUUUUUCCUCCCACACAGGCUUCUAUCAGGGGGGAAAGCUACCAGAAGGAAGGUAUUACCUGGCAAAGAUUUAUUUAUUAUUAUGUUUAUAUUAUACCUUUCCUCCAAGGAGUUCAAGGUGGUGUGCAUAGCUCUCUCCCUCUGCAUUCUAACAACAACCCUGUGCGGUAGAUUAGGCUGAGAGGCAGCAACUGGCUCAAGGCCCCCCAGUGAGUUUCAUGGCUGGGAGGGAACUUGCACCUGGUCUCUGCAGCCAUAAUCCAGCACUACACCACACUGAGCUAUUGCCAUGUACAGUGGUGUCCCGCAAGACGAAUGCCUCGCAAGACGAAAAACCCGCUAGACGAAAGGGUUUUCCGUUUUUGAGUUGCUUCGCACGACGAUUUUCCCUAUGGGCUUGCUUCGCAAGACGAAAACAUCUUGCGAGUCUUGCGAUUUUUUUUCGCUCCCCCCCUUUUUCUAAGCCGCUAAUAGCCUUUUAGCCGCUAAGCCUUUAAUAGCCGCUAAGCCGCUAAUAGCGCUAAUCCGCUAAUAGGGUUGCUUCGCAAGACGAAAAAGCCGCUAGACGAAGAGACUCGUGGAACGGAUUAUUUUCGUCUUGCGAGGCACCACUGUACUAUCUAGUCCUGGCCUAAAAGAGACCUGUGUUUAAAAGUGACUUAGUUAAUGUUAUGUUUAUCUGGUGUGUGGUUAGUAACUCUGUUAAAUAUUAGGAAACCCCCUUUUCUUGUUUUUUUCCAGACUUGUCUUGCUUUUUCACCCUGCUUAAGCUAACAUGUAACCCUGUAAGUACUGUACUGUUGAAACAGGUCUGAUUGUGCUAGUGUAGUGAUAUUUAAAAUGAAAUAAGAAAAUUGCUAGUUAGAAGUUUUAUUCUUAUUUUUACUGCACUUUUAGUGGUACACUAAUAAUUGAAGAUUGUUUACAGACUAUAGAUAUAAAAGUUGUUAUUUGCAUUGAUCUGAAUUAGUUUGUUUUACCAGGACAAAUACAGUAGAGGGAGAAAACACACACAAGCUGAACUAUUCUUUGCUUAUAGAGGAAUCUGUCUGUUAGCAUAAUGGGGUCCCAACUGCACAGCAGUGUGAAAAAACAUACCAGAAAGGAUUCUGUUCAAAUGGAUUUCACGGAAGCCUACUCGGACAGGUGCUCUGCGGUUGGGCUUGCAGCGAGAGAAGGCAAUGCCAAGCAACUGAAGAAGCUUAUCAAGCAGGGGUAUAGUGUUGAUGUCCCCGAUAACAGGGGCUGGAUGGCAAUCCAUGAAGCAGCAUUUCACAACGCAAGUGAAUGUCUGAAGCUCUUAAUACGCGCAGCACCUUCUGAUAGCUACAUAAGAUCGAAGACAUUUGAGGGCACUUGCCCACUGCAUCUUUCUGCAAGUCGAGGAAGUUUGGAGUGCGUUGCUAUUCUUCUGGAAUCUGGAGCUGAUCCCAAUGAGCUUACUAAUGAUGCAAGCACACCAUUAUUCUUAGCUGUUCAAAAUGGACACGUUGACGUGAUAAAGCUCCUCCUUCAACAAGGAGCAAAUAUUAAUGGUCCCCACUGUUGGUCUGAAUGGAAUUCUCUGCACCAAGCUGCUUUUCAGAACUACCCGGAGAUAUUGAAAUUACUCCUCGACAAAGGAGCCGAAAAAGAAUGUGUGGAUGAUUUUGGGAUCACCCCUUUAUUUGUUGCUGCGCAGUAUGGGAAGCUGGAAAGUUUAAGGAUACUUAUAUCAUACGGAGCAAACGUCAACUGUAAAGCCAAGGAUCGGGCCACUCCGUUAUUUAUCGCUGCGCAGGAGGGCAAUGACGAAUGCACGGAGCUGUUGUUAUCCAGCGGAGCAGAUCCAAACCUGUACUGCAAUGAAGAUGAGUGGCAGUUACCUAUCCACGCUGCAGCAGAAAUGGGGCACAGCAAUAUACUACGCUUGCUCGUACCCGUUACUGACCGGCUCUGUGGCAGCGCCGAAGGCAAAGUGAGCCCUGUCUACUCUGCAGUCCUAGGCGGUCAUGAAGAUUGCUUGGAGUUAUUGCUUAAGGAAGGUUACAGCCCAGAUGCCCAGGCUUGUCCAGUCUUUGGCUGCAGGUCACCCAUGCCCUUGGCUUUCCAAAAGGGGUCUGGCUUAAUCCUCAUUCUUCUGAAGUAUGGGAUCACGCUUUCUGAAGCAGAUUUAGGCCUCUGUCUGCAUGAUGGAAGGUUCUCCUUAUUUCAGCAUUUCUUGAAGCGAGGCUGUAAGCUUCCACGCAGAGAGCACCGGACGGAAUUUACGAAGAAUGCAAUUCUUGCAGGAGACAAGCACAAAGAAUGGUUGCCGUCCCUCCUGUUGGCUGGGUUCAAUCCGGUGCAUCUCCUCAAUGAAUCAUGGGUUUCCUCUGUAAGCAGUGACACUCUCAACUUCCUUCUGGAGUUCACUAACUGGAAGAGGCUUCCCUGGGACGUGGAGCAGAUCCUUUCUGACCACAAAGAAACCUCCGCCUGGGUGACUCGCAGUCACUUCAAGCACAUCCCUCCCUUGUCUCAUCUCUGCCGUCUGGAGAUCCGGUCACUUUUGACGAGCGAUCGCUUACGGUCAGACCAGUUUAUCCGCCAGCUGCCAUUACCUGCUUGCCUGCAGGACGCCUUACUUUACAAAGACGUUUUGAGAAGCUAUGCCAUUUCGGAAUCUCAGCUUAGACUGGGCGAUGUGUACCAACAGAAUGCCCCGCCACCUCUUUCCAGUUCAGGAAACACGGAGAGACGAGAAAACACGAGAACUGAAGCAGGCUCCUCAUAGUGCUUGAGGCUUCUGGCUGUCAUAAGAACCGUGUUGUGGUGCUCAGUGCAAUGAUAGACCUCUCCACUGCUGCCCGUGUUAGGAUAUCCUCUCUUCAGAGACUCUUUAAACUCUUGCUCAGAGGCUUUCAGAUAAGCGUCCAAGCGCCGUUCUCUCUCAAAGGAGUUCAACAUUCAAAUGGAUGAAAACACUUGCAAAGGCAUAAAUAUUGCCACGGAUCAUUCCAAAUAAAGACGCAUUCCCUGUAAA
Molecule: messenger RNA, 3321 nt
Organism: Podarcis raffonei (Aeolian wall lizard)
Lineage: Eukaryota; Metazoa; Chordata; Lepidosauria; Squamata; Lacertidae
Gene: ASB3
Product: ankyrin repeat and SOCS box containing 3
Exons: 10
Coding region: 1378-3072 (564 amino acids)
Biological process (GO): intracellular signal transduction
Molecular function (GO): protein binding
Source: RefSeq, a predicted model, not a curated record